AUGCUCUCAACAACGUUAUGGACGGCGGCCCUCGCGGCUUUUCAAUUAACCGCCCCAGUUGUUGCCCAGUCGCAGAAUGAUCCCUGCCGGAUUGUCGCUAAGAGUCAGCUGGAGGCGGCAAGCAAGAUCAAAAUCCAGAAGACAGGAGAUAUUCUUCUCGCCCCAUUCGAUGCUGAGACCGCAUACAAGUGUGCGACUUCAGUGAAACUGGAUUUCGAUGAAGCUGCUACGACCAUCCAGAUUCUCAAGCUGUACUAUGGACUCCAGACCACGAUUCCCUACCUUAAGAAUCCCCCCAAGUCAUACCAGCAGCCAGCAGUGGAUGUCAUGGGUCGCUUCGACGCCAUCGCAGACAAGAUCAAGAAGAAGACGUAUAAGAAUCAGUAUGAACUGGACAUCGACAUCAACUCCAUUAUCAUUGACACACACGAGGGCCACUUCCAGUUCGCGGCCGGCGUGAUCCAGAUCUUCCAAUGGAUUCUACCUGACAGUCUUGUCACCAUUUCUUCCGACGGCAAGGCCAUUCCUCAGGUGUACACCUACUCUGAUGUCUACAACAAGAUCCCGAAUGCUUCGCCCGUGGUCGAGAUUGAGGGCGAGACCGUCUUCAACUACCUUCGCAACUACACCUCGCGCACCAACCUGGGCUUGGUUGAUCCCCACGCCGACUAUAACGCCAUGAAUCUCAACCCGGCCUACCAGUUUGGUAUCUCAGGCGCUAGCACUGGUUUGUCUUACUAUUUCAACUCCUUCCAGAGCACCUAUGUGUACAACGGAAAGUCGCUCAAGGGCCGUUUCGCCAAUGGAACCAACUUUGAGUGGCAGUAUGUUGCGGGAUCUAGCGCCAACCUGACGGCCAGCGGCUGGCUCAGCGGCGACCUCAUCUACAGCAGGAAAAUCGUCAACAGACAGGCCCUGUCUGGCAGAACUGACAUUGACGAUGAGGAUGUGGUGCCCGUGCCUGAGGAGGAAUUGCCGAGUCUGCAGAACUUGGUGCGCGGACGAGGAGUGACAAUCAACACCCGGGCUACCACUUCCCUCACCAAGGUCCCCUUCGACAGCUACCCCAGCAGUCCCGAUACCAAGCAGGACUCCUUUGGUUUUGGCGGAACCGUGUCCGGAUACAUCCUCAAGGAUGCCUCCAUCGGAGUACUGAGUCUUCCCAGCUUUGCAAAUGGCAAGGACGCACCUGGGCCUACUUUCAGCGACGCCGUUGCCGACUUCAUUAGCAAAGCCAAGAGCGCAAACGUGAAGAAGAUCGUCAUCGACCUCUCGGGCAAUGGCGGAGGCUCUGUCUUCCAGGGUUACGAUACCUUCAGGCAGUUCUUCCCUACCGUCGCGCCAACACUCGCUUUCCGCACCCGCAGCAGCGACCUCUCCAACACAUAUGGAUCUUUCCUGACCUCCGUCUCCACCGACAGCGGCAGGGUCUUCAGCCAGAACUACAUCCGGGCCAUUGCCCAGACCUUCGGUAACGUCGCCUCGCUCAACUCUGCCUUCACCACCAAGACGGACGGCAGCAGGUGGUCUUCCUGGAAGGACUUCUAUGGCCCCAACGACGUCUACGGCGACAAGUACACCAACCUCGGGUACUACAACCUGUCCAGCACCCUCAUCGCCAGCGAUCUGGGCCAGUACGUCACCGGCUACGGCUCCAGCUCCACCCCCAAGCAGCCCUUCGACGCCAAGGACAUCAUCCUGCUCCACGACGGCCACUGCGCCAGCACGUGCACCAUCUUCUCCGAGCUCAUGAAGGUCGACGGCGGCGUCAAGAGCGUCGUCGUGGGCGGCAUCCCCCAGAACGGCCCCAUGCAGGGCGUCAGCGGCACCCGCGGCAGCAACCUCCAGAAGAUAGACCUCUACAGCGCCAUCACCGAGAACAUCGUCGAGGCCGCCUCCAGCUUCUCCAACAAGGACACCUUCCUUAAGACGACGGGCCUGACCUCGAGCGCCAUCCAGUCCCUGCCCGCGACGCUCGCCGAGGCGCCCUGGACCAUGACGGGCGGCGUCAACGCCCUCGACGAGAUCCGCCUCUCGAGCCCCAACGACCCGCGCCAGUUCGUCUACGAGGCGUCCAACUGCCGCAUCUUCUACACGGGCGACAUGGUCCGCGACGUCACCCAGCUGUGGAUCGCCGCCGGCAAGUACGCCAGCGGCGACACAUCCGUCUGCGUCCCCGGCUCCCAGGACGCGCCCGGCUCAGGCCGCAACAAGACCGUCACCGACUACCCGGGCUUCUCCCACGACGAGGUCUGGGACAAGGCCAACUCGACGGACGUGCCCAGCGUCUCGGGCGGCGGGGACAAGGAGGACUCCUCCUCCUCGGCCGGGUCGGCGGUGCGCGUCGGGCUGGCGGGUGUGCUGGGCCUGGCGGUCGCCGCGGCCGUCUUGUUAUGA
This is a messenger RNA of Clonostachys byssicola, 2397 nucleotides long. The record is from the annotation of a GenBank genome assembly. NCBI's taxonomy places the organism in Eukaryota, Fungi, Ascomycota, Sordariomycetes, Hypocreales, Bionectriaceae.